UUCUCAUUUUCUCCAUUUCUGUGCUGUUGUUCUUGGAGCCUUGGGGAGUUUCAUUUCAUUUUCCCAUGCAAGAAACGAUGAUAAGGAAGACGUGCCCUAAUCUCCAUAAACAAGACGGCCUGGAAACCGUCCUGGAAGUGCCUAUCCCCGAAGAAAUGUACACCCAAAUGGCCACCUGCGCGUCUUUACGAUGGCGGAACCUGCGAGCUUUGAUGAAGGCGAAAUCGGCUACUUUUGGUAGUAUGUCGACAACUCAUCUCCAUGCUAAAUCAGACAACGAGUUCUUGGCUUUGCUUAAGAUUGUUGGCGCUCCUUUCAUCCUUUUCCAAGUCCAUUUACUGAAUUGCACACUUUCGUCUCCCCUCAAACAUUUUCCCAUUGAAUCUUCGACUGCAAGAUAUAUAGUGCAUCAGUACGUGGCGGCGUGUGGAGGACAUUUGGCGUUGAGUUCAACGACGAGCAUGUAUGCUGUGGGACAACUGAAAAUGAGGAGUUCGGAGAUGCAACCUGGUGAUGAUAACGUGCAAAUAAGAGGGAAUUAUGAGGUUGGGGGUUUCGUUUUAUGGCAAAAGAACCCGGAUUUGUGGUAUUUAGAGCUUGUUGUAUCAGGUUUUAAGGUUAGUGCAGGCAGUGAUGGUAAGGUUUCUUGGAAUCAAUCGUCUUCUCAACCCGGUCGUGCAAAUCGAGGCCCUCCAAGACUCUUACGCCGAUUCUUCCAGGGAUUGGACCCAAGGUGUACGGCUAGCUUAUUCAUAGAAUCGGUUUGCGUAGGAGAGAGGAGAGUGGAAGAGGAAGAAUGCUUCAUUUUGAAGCUCGAAACUUCGUCAACCGCACUCAAAGCUCAGCGUUUGGAUGAAACCGAGAUAAUCCACCACACCAUCUGGGGAUAUUUCAGCCAGAGAACAGGGCUGCUCAUGAAAUUCGAGGAUGAGAAGUUAGUGAUGAUGAAGCCAUCAAAAGGGAGAGAGCGUGUAUUCUGGGAGACCAGCGUGAAAUCGGUGGUUCAAGAUUACAACGAAAUCGAUGGCAUUAAAAUAGCACAUAGUGGGAAGACGAUAACGACGCUUUAUAGAUACGGCAAGUCCAUUAAUCACAAGAGAAAGGUUGAAGAAACAUGGAGGAUCGAUGACGUUGAUUUCAAUAUCAGUGGCUUGCCUAAUGAAACUUUCCUGCCCCCAGCUGAUCUUAAGAGAGAGCAAGAACAACAAAAAUAACAAAGCUUGAUUUUUCUUUUGUACAUGUAGGAGAGAAGCUAUGAAUCAUUUCAUCCUUGCGAGUCAUUUAUUAACUAUUGAUCCAUGGUGCAAUUGAUUAUGCAAAACUUGAGUGGUUGAGUC
Messenger RNA from Hibiscus syriacus, 1337 nucleotides. RefSeq lists its product as uncharacterized. Lineage: Eukaryota; Viridiplantae; Streptophyta; Magnoliopsida; Malvales; Malvaceae. The transcript is spliced from 2 exons. The record is from RefSeq and is a predicted model, not a curated record. Bases 66 to 1214 code for a protein of 382 amino acids.